This is a messenger RNA of Paramuricea clavata, 1193 nucleotides long. Lineage: Eukaryota; Metazoa; Cnidaria; Anthozoa; Malacalcyonacea; Plexauridae. The record is from the annotation of a GenBank genome assembly.
AUGGCUGUACCGUAUAUACAAAGUAUUCCAAGCGAACACAUUCGUAUUGCGUACAAAGAUGUCACACUUUCGUCUGGUGCGGGGCAAAAUGAAGGUGUGUUCAUAAAUAUUUUGCCUGGAAACCCAAUGGUUCUCGGAGAAGCAUUUAGAAAUGUUUAUGAUUGUGGUGCCGAAUCGUUCAAAAGGAUUGAAAUUAAAUUGUGUGAGGUAGAUUUUCCGUAUGUUGCGAAAAUGAAAAAGCAAAACACAAACACGACAGCAGCUUCGCGGUAGAACACAACAGAACAGCAGAGUAGUAAAGAACUGUUUCCGGAGACAAAGCAGGAUUGGAAGAUAAGUAAGUUGGAAGACAUGAGCGAUCAUGCUCAACAAUUACAAGACGAAUUAGUUGCCGUAGAUAUUCAGCUAGAAGAACUAAGACGACUCGUUAUUGAGCCUCCCCAACUUGGACAGUACAAAUCUAUUGUCUGUGACAAAUGUCAUAUUCGUGGCCACUGAGCUGAAGGUAACAGACAUAAUGCAGCAUGUAUGAGAGAAGUUUGUACUUCGUAUUAUACUUGCGGACAAAAUAAGAAGCAUCCUGAACAUUUUGAGCAAAUAAGGAACCUAACCAAAAAACGAAAGCAAUUAAAUUCGGAAGUCAAGAUAUUAAGCAUCAACAAAAGAAAUUUAGAAGCCUUUCAGUCAAAGUCUGUGUCCGCUUUUGUUACGACAAUAACUCCUCGUCUUUUAAAGACCGGUACAACACAACAACUACAUCUGGAAAAAUAUUACUUCAGAAAGAUCUUGCUACUCUAAGGAUCGUGUGUAACAAUAAAAUACCCAUCCCUUCAAUGGACGAAAGGGAAUAUUUUACAGAACUUCUUGGGAAUCAGCAAAAGCAAGUUACUGCAAGUGAUUUAAACUUCGACGCUCGUGCGGCAAGUACUUCUCAAAUCAACAUUAACAGUCACAUUUCUUCGCCAGUAAGUAAGAAAGCAAAGCGUCAUAAAACGAAAACAGUAGCAAUGCCAGUGGAAAUCUCGUCUUCGGACGACCAUUCUACUGACAGUUCUGAUACCAGCAGCGACGACAGCGAAUCAUUCGACGAAGGAAAGCGAUCAAAAUCUCAGCGCACAAAAAACAUCACCGUAAAUAUAAAAGACAUGACCAUUGGAGCAAGAAAAAGCGUAGUUAUCGGUUGCAAAAAGUAA